Scleropages formosus (Asian bonytongue) is the source of this 4806-nucleotide messenger RNA. RefSeq names its product elastin-like. Gene Ontology annotation, molecular function: extracellular matrix structural constituent. The coding region runs from base 135 to 4496 and encodes 1453 amino acids. The transcript has 43 exons. The record is from RefSeq and is a predicted model, not a curated record. Lineage: Eukaryota; Metazoa; Chordata; Actinopteri; Osteoglossiformes; Osteoglossidae.
UCUCAUUCAACAACAAUUGCAUCUUUCAAGAGGACUUACUGCCUUAAAGCCUUACUUGGAAGCCUUGUGUGAGUGGUAAUCGGCUAGAGGAUAUAACCAGCCCUCAGGGAGGUUGUUCUGGUAGUCUGGAGGAGAUGGCGUACAGGAUGGCAGUACUGCUGCUGAGCGGAUUCCUCCUGCUCUCCCUCUGCAGACCUACGCUUCAGAAAGGAGUGUACUUCUCUACAAGAACUGGAGUUGGAACUGAGGAAAGACCAGGAGUUGCAGUUGGGACCAGAAUAGAAGGUGGAUAUGACCUAAGAGGGGCUGGAAUUGGUGGAGUAGCUCCUGGUAGAGAAGGAACUGGUGGACUAGGACUUACUGGAGUUGGACCUGGUAUUCUGGUACCUGGUGGAGUUGGACCAAGGGGUGUAGGAGUUGGUGGACUUGAAUCGGGAGUGGCUGUUCAACCUGGCAAGACAGGUGGCUAUAGCCCAGGACUCAUUGGAGUUGGUGGACUAGGUCUUGGUGGAGUUGGAGCUGGUGGACUGGGACCUGGUGUAGUCAGUCCUGGUGGAGUUGGACCUGGGAGUAUAGCAGUUGGUGAACAGAGACCAGGUGGUUUCGGAGUUGGACUUGGAACAGGAGCUGGUGUUAAACCUGCCAAGACAGGUGGCUAUGGCCCAGGACUCAUUGGCACUGGUGGAGUGGUACCUGGGGGAGUUGGAGCUGGUGGACUAGGUCUUGGUGGAGUGGGACCUGGUGCAGUUGCUCCUAGUGGAUUUGUCACUGGGGGAGUAGGAGUUGGUGGACUGAGACCAGAUGUUUUUGGAGUUGGUGGACUUGGAACAGGAGCUGGAGUUAAACCUGGUUUCUAUGGCCCAGGACUCAUUGGAACUGGUGGAGUGCUACCUGGAGGAGCUGGACCUGGUGGACUGUUACCCGGUGGAGUUGGACCUGGGGGAGUCGGUCGUGGUGGAGUUGGACCUGAAGGUGUCAGAGUUGGUGGACUGAUACCUGACGGUUUGGGAGCUGGAGGACUUGGAACAGGUGGCUAUGGCCCAGGACUCAUUGGAGCUGGUGGAGUGGUACCUGGGGGAGUUGGAGCUGGUGGACUAGGUCUUGGUGGAGUUGGACCUGUUGCAGUUGCUCCUGGAGUUGUCCCUGGGCGUAUAGGAGUUGUUGGACUAAGACCAGGAGCUGGAGUUAAACCUAUUAAGACAGGUGGCUAUGGCCCAGGACUCAUUGGAGCUGGUGGAGUGGUACCUGGAGGAGCUGGAGCUGUUGAACUGGGACCUGGUGCAGUUGGACCUAGUGGACUGGUACCUGGUGCAGUUGGACCUGGUGGACUGUUACCUGGUGCAGUUGGACCUGGUGGACUGUUACCUGGAGGAGCUGGAGCUGGUGGACUGGGACCUGUUGCUGUCGGACCUGGUGGACUGGUACCUGGAGCAGUUGGAGCUGGUGGACUGGUACCUGGAGGAGUUGGACCUGGAGGUGUCACAGUUGGUGGACUCAGACCUGGUAGUUUGAUACUUGGAACAGGAGCUGGAGUUAAACCUGCCAAGAGAGAUGGCUAUGUCCCAGGAUUCAUUGGCGCUGGUGGAAUGGUGCCUGGGGGAGUUGGACCUGGUGGACUAGGAGCUGGUGCUCUUGGACCAGGUGGACUGGUACCUGGUGGAAUGGGAGCUGGCAGUUUAGUACCUGGUGGAGUAGGAGCUGUUCAAACUGGACUUGGUGGUUUGGGAAUCGGAGGCCUCGGAGCAGGAGGGACUCUGCCAGGAGGAGGUCGAGGAGCUGAUGGAGGAAUAGUUGGAGCUGGUGGAAUUGGUAUUCCUGUUAUACCUCAGAUUAGCCUGUCAGGAGAGAGCACCAGAAGAAAAGCCUCAGAACUUCCAGGUGUAGGGGUACUUGGACGCUACCAUUGGGGACAAGUACCUCUGCAAGGGUUUGGUGGUCGGGGGUUUCUGCCAGGUAUAGUGACCGGAACAGGACUUCAGCGGCAAGUGGCGGGAUUUGGGCAGCUGGGGCCAGGAAGCUAUGGAACCAAUGGAGGCCGUGAUUCAUUACACCGUCAGCCCGGAAUUUUCCAUGGAUACCCACUCACAUUACCAAAGACCAGAGCUGACAUAAUUGGUGUUGGUGGCAUCCCUGGAGUCGGAGGAGUACCUGGAGUCGGAGGAGUACGUGGAGUCGGAGGUUUACCUGGAGUCGGUGGCCUCCCUGGAGUCGGAGUUGUACCUGGAGUCGGUGGUAUCCCCGGAGUCGGAGGCGUACCUGGAGUCGGAGGCAUACCUGGAGUCGGUGGUAUCCCUGGAGUCGGAGUUGUACCUGGAGUCGGAGGCAUACCUGGAUUUAGUGGAGUGCCUGGUAUAGGAUAUGGAUCUGAGGCUAAAGCCCGUAAAUAUGGUGAUAUAAUUGGUGCUGGUGGAGUACUCAGAGUCGGUGGCAUCCCUGGAGUUGGCGGCGUGCCUGGAGUCGGAGUCGGCGGCGUGCCUGGAGUCGGAGUCGGCGGCGUGCCUGGAGUCGGAGUCAGAGUCGGAGGCGUGCCUGGAGUCGGAGUCGGAGGCGUGCCUGGAAUCGGAGGUGUGCCUGGAGUCAGUGGCCUCCCUGGAGUCGGUGGCGUACCUGGAGUUGGAGGUGUACCUGGUAUAGGCUAUGGCUCUGGGGCUAAAGCUCUUAAAUAUGGUGUACCUGGAGUCAGUGGAGUACCUGGAGUCGGUGGCAUCCCUGGAGUCGGAGUUGUACCUGGAGUCAGUGGAGUACCUGGAGUCGGAGGAGUAGCUGGAGUCAGUGGCCUGCCUGGAGUCGGAGGCAUACCUGGACUUAGUGGCGUGCCUAGUAUAGGAUACGGAUUUGGGGCUAAAGCACGUAAAUAUGGUGAUAUAAUUGGUGCUGGUGGAGUACUCAGAGUCGGUGGCAUCCCUGGAGUUGGCGGCGUGCCUGGAGUCGGAGUCGGCGGCGUGCCUGGAGUCGGAGUCGGAGGCGUGCCUGGAGUCGGAGGCGUGCCUGGAGUCGGAGUCGGAGUCGGCGGCGUGCCUGGAGUCGGAGUCGGAGUCGGAGGCGUGCCUGGAGUCGGAGUUGGAGGCGUGCCUGGAGUCGGAGUCGGAGGCGUGCCUGGAGUCGGUGGCCUCCCCGGAGUCGGUGGCGUACCUGGAGCUGGAGGUGUACCCGGAGUUGGAGGUGUACCUGGUAUAGGCUAUGGUUCUGGGACUAAAGCUCGUAAAUAUGCUGACAUAAUUGGUGCUGGUGGCAUCCCCGGAGUCGGAGGAGUACCUGGAGUCGGAGGAGUACCUGGAGUCGGAGGUGUACCUGGAGUCGGAGGAGUACCUGGAGUCGGUGGCAUCCCUGGAGUCGGAGGAGUACCUGGAGUCGGAGGAGUACCUGGAGUCGGAGGUGUACCUGGAGUCGGAGGAGUACCUGGAGUCGGUGGCAUCCCUGGAGUCGGAGGAGUACCUGGAGUCGGAGGUAGAGUUCCAGGUGGUGGAUUUGCAGGGGGCUUAGCAGGAGGACUUCCAGGAGGAAUGCUAGGAGGCCAUCCAGGUGGAGCCAAAGCUUUCAAAUAUGCAUCCCUUACUGGUCUAGGUAGUGCUGGACUACCUGGAACGUUUGGCAUUCCUGCUGGAGUACCAGCAACUGGUACUGGAGUUGGACUCGGAAGAGGACUUGUCCCCGGAGCUGCAGGGGUUCAAGAAGUUGUAGGAAUCCCAGGGGUUGCAUAUGGAGGUCAGCCUAUAGGAUAUGGAACUGGAGGUAAACUUCCUAAAUAUGUUGUGCCGGGGACAGUGGAAGGAGCAGGGCAAGUCAGAAUGCCUGGUGGCAUCCCGGAAGGAGUGGGAAGGGGAGUUCCAGGAGUACAGAUUGUCCCAACUGGGAAGCCAGAAAUGGGACCAACACUGGCACCUGGAAGCGCUCAGAUGCCAGAUCUGCAUUUAAGUGCAACAGGAGCAGGGCCAGGACUGCUGCGACCUGAUGGUGGAGUAGGUGGACCAGCACCUUCUGGAGGUAGUGGGACUGGUGUCAGUCCCACUGACAGGGCUGGCUCUGGUGUCGGUCUUGGAGGUGAUAUUAGUGUUGGCGUUGAUGAAGGUAAACCCCUGAAACCUACAGGAGCAGGAACAGCUGGAUCUGUAACCAGUACUGCAGGAAGUGUUGGACUUGGCGCAGGAGUUAGCAGCGGAUUUCUUCCCAGUGCCAAGCCUUUGAAAUCACCAGCUGCUGGAGGAGUCACUGGAGUUGAAGGAAUUGGUGGAGUUGGGGGAGUUGGAGGCACUGGACACUCACCUGGAGUGAGAGGCCUGCUGUCCGGUGGAGGUUUGCUCUACCCAACAGGUGUGGAACUUGGACCAGGAGAAUCAGGCAAAUCAGGAUAUGGAACUCUUGCAGAAAAACAAGCCAAAUAUGCUGCUUUCCAUGGAUUCCUGAGCUACAGAGGAGGUGCUGGAUGUCAAGGGAAAUACUGCAGGAAGAGAAGAAAAUCGAGAUCCGUUGGCCCAGCAGGUCCAAAUCUGGCCUGAUCCAAGCCUGUCCGAAUGCUGAGAGCUGAAAAACUUUGUCCCAGACCCCUUUUGGUUACGAACACAGAGUCAUUAAUUGUGGCUGCUGUUUUGAACUGUGAAUAAAUAGCAUUGUAGGUAGUCAAACUUAUUUGUACACUGCUUUUCAGGUUUAAAUUUGUUGCACCAACUUCAUGUAUUGUUCAAUUUGUGAAGUGUAUACGAUUUUUUUUCCAUUCAUGAAUAUAUGCCCUUGAAACAUUCUUGUAAAACUAAGUGUUUGUUGUUGUGAUUUUAUCUUUUUGGCUUUAUUAAAGAAGUAACACUGAAA